Molecule: messenger RNA, 429 nt
Organism: Closterium sp. NIES-67
Lineage: Eukaryota; Viridiplantae; Streptophyta; Zygnematophyceae; Desmidiales; Closteriaceae
Source: the annotation of a GenBank genome assembly
GGGCAUGGGAAGGGCUGUCUUGAGUGUGAGGGAAGAGGGGGGGGAAAGAGGGGAGGGAGUAGUGCGGGGGGUGAGGAGGAGGAGGAGGAGGAGGGAGGAGGAGGAGGAGGAGGAGGAGGAGGAGGAGGAGGAGGAGGAGGAGGAGGAGGAGGAGGAGGAGGAGGAGGAGGAGGAGGAGGAGGAGGAGGGGGAGGAGGAGGAGGAGGAGGAGGAGGAGGAGGAGGAGGAGGAGGAGGAGGAGGAGGAGGAGGAGGAGGAGGAGGAGGAGGAGGAGGAGGAGGAGGAGGAGGAGGAGGAGGAGGAGGAGGAGGAGGAGUGGAGGGAACGAGUGCAGGGGACACGGGGAAGGGGAACAUUGACGCUAGAGAUGAAAGGCGUGCUGAUGAGGAGGACAGGAUGUGUGUGAGUGCGUGUGUGCGUGUGUGAGUG